GGCGGCGGGGCGGAGGCGGGGUCUAAGGAUUGUGAGUGGAGAAUCGGGAGUUUCAGGAUUCUUUAUCCGGUGUUUUAAGUGCCGCCGGGGAGCUGUCGUUUGUGCAGUGUGUGGGAGCGGCCGGGGCGGGAGGAUCGGCGGCCGCGGUGGCGCGGAGAGUAAGAAAGUUAGCCUGAGUUCUGUGAAAGACCAGAGAAGAAAAACUAAGAGGAUAGUAGACAAGUUCUUUCCAAUUUGCAUAACGUAUCUCCUGCAUCUCAUAAACUCCUAAAAGUGAAUUGUCCCCCACAAUACUACCUUAAUCUCAGAUUUCCUUCAUGGAUACAUUUCAUAGCAUUAUUAUGUGAUGUGAGAAGUUUUUUGUUUUUGUUUUUUGAAGUAACAUGGAUUUUAUACUACAGAAUCAAGAUAUUGGCUUUAUAGGAGAAAUUGAUUUAUAAAAAGUGGUACAGGUUUUUAUAGAUAACCAUGACAACAUCCCAUAUGAAUGGGCAUGUUACUGAGGAAUCAGACAACGAAGUAAAAAAUGUUGAUCUUGCAUCACCAGAGGAACAUCAGAAGCAUCGAGAGAUGGCUGUUGACUGCCCCGGAGAUUUGGGCACCAGGAUGAUGCCAGUACGUCGAAGUGCACAGUUGGAGCGUAUUCGGCAACAACAGGAAGACAUGAGGCGUAGGAGAGAGGAAGAAGGGAAAAAACAAGAACUUGACCUUAAUUCUUCCAUGAGACUUAAGAAACUAGCCCAAAUUCCUCCAAAGACUGGAAUAGAUAACCCUAUAUUUGAUACAGAGGAAGGAAUUGUCUUAGAAAGUCCUCAUUAUGCUGUGAAAAUAUUAGAAGUGGAAGACUUGUUUUCUUCACUUAAACAUAUCCAACAUACUUUGGUAGAUUCUCAGAGCCAGGAGGAUAUCUCACUGCUUUUACAACUUGUACAAAAUAAAGAUUUCCAGAAUGCAUUUAAGAUACACAAUGCUGUCACAGUACAUAUGAACAAGGCCAGUCCUCCUUUUCCUCUUAUCUCCAAUGCACAAGAUCUUGCGCAAGAGGUACAAACUGUUUUGAAGCCAGUCCACCAUAAGGAAGGACAAGAACUAACUGCUUUGCUGAGUGCCCCACAUGUUCAGGCACUUUUACUGGCCCAUGAUAAGGUUGCUGAGCAGGAAAUGCAGCUAGAACCCUUUACAGAUGAGAGAGUUUAUGAAAGCAUUGGCCAGUAUGGAGGAGAAACUGUAAAAAUAGUUCGUAUUGAAAAGGCUCGAGAUAUUCCACUGGGUGCUACAGUUCGUAAUGAAAUGGAUUCUGUCAUCAUUAGUCGGAUAGUAAAAGGAGGUGCUGCAGAGAAAAGUGGUCUGUUACAUGAAGGAGAUGAGGUUCUGGAAAUUAAUGGUAUUGAAAUUCGAGGGAAAGAUGUCAAUGAGGUUUUUGACUUAUUGUCUGAUAUGCAUGGUACGCUGACAUUUGUUCUGAUUCCCAGUCAACAGAUCAAGCCUCCUCCUGCCAAGGAAACAGUAAUCCACGUGAAAGCUCAUUUUGAUUAUGAUCCCUCAGAUGACCCUUAUGUUCCAUGUCGAGAAUUAGGGCUAUCUUUUCAAAAAGGGGAUAUACUUCAUAUCAUUAGUCAAGAAGAUCCAAAUUGGUGGCAAGCCUACAGGGAAGGGGAUGAAGAUAAUCAACCUCUAGCUGGCCUUGUUCCAGGGAAAAGUUUUCAGCAGCAAAGAGAAGCCAUGAAGCAAACCAUAGAAGAAGACAAGGAGCCAGAAAAAUCAGGAAAGCUGUGGUGUGCAAAGAAGAAUAAAAAGAAGAGGAAAAAGGUUUUAUAUAAUGCCAAUAAAAAUGAUGAUUAUGACAAUGAAGAGAUCUUAACUUACGAGGAAAUGUCACUUUAUCAUCAGCCAGCAAAUAGGAAAAGACCUAUCAUUUUGAUUGGUCCACAGAACUGUGGCCAGAAUGAAUUGCGUCAGAGGCUCAUGAACAAAGAAAAAGACCGUUUUGCAUCUGCAGUUCCUCAUACAACUCGGAGUAGGCGAGACCACGAAGUAGCUGGUAGAGAUUACCACUUUGUUUCACGGCAAGCAUUUGAGGCAGACAUAGCAGCUGGAAAGUUCAUUGAACAUGGUGAAUUUGAGAAAAAUUUGUAUGGAACCAGCAUAGAUUCAGUACGGCAAGUGAUCAACUCUGGCAAAAUCUGUCUUUUAAGUCUUCGUACACAGUCCUUGAAGACUCUCCGGAAUUCAGACUUGAAACCAUAUAUUAUCUUCAUCGCACCACCUUCACAAGAAAGACUUCGGGCACUAUUGGCCAAGGAGGGCAAGAAUCCAAAGCCUGAAGAGUUGAGAGAAAUCAUUGAAAAGACUAGAGAGAUGGAGCAGAACAAUGGCCACUACUUUGACACAGCAAUUGUGAAUUCAGAUCUUGAUAAAGCUUAUCAGGAAUUGCUUAGGUUAAUUAACAAACUUGAUACUGAACCUCAGUGGGUGCCGUCCAGUUGGCUGAGGUGAGGGAAACAUCCAUUCUGUGGUAUAAUUGGACUUGAUCUGGCAACUGCCACUAGGAAUAGAGCCCUGAUACUUGAGCAAGACCCUGAGGUGGCAGGCCGUAUAAGCUGUAGACCUGUUCUUUGAUCUCAAACUGGUGAGAAAAUCCCCUUAGGCAAUUUGUGCAUAGCAGUCUUUAUUCACUGUACAUGGCUUUAGAGGUUCUUGCCUCCUCUGGGGAUUCUAAAUGGAAGCUUUCAGCAGACCAGUUCCAUUUCAUCUAUGUAAAAACCUUUUAAUUCUAUUUUCACUUAAGUCUUUUGUCUGGUUUUUCCUUGAAAAACUUGUGUGUAUAUACACAGCAGUCCAUGUCUCACGUAGUUAAAAAUAUUGAUGCUAUUUAACAGUUAACUUAAGAACUUCAUGGGAAUGGGAGGGGGGACUGUGCUUCUGUGCACUGGGCAAGACAGUAUUUGGUUAGAAAGCUGGUUUUGUUACCAAAAAUAGUUUCCUAAAAAGUUAAAAAAAAAAAAAAGUGCCAUUUUGGUCUCAACCUACUCUGUUAGGCUUGAAUUCAUUUGUAUGUCUUUUAAUUCUAAAACAUUCCAUUAGAAUUACCAGUUUUUUAGCUCAGACUUUGUGGAUCAGAUUUCACUGCACACAACAGAUUGUGAUCUAGCUAAACUAUAGCAUAUGCUGAUCUUUUUAAUGACUUUUUGAAUUUUUUGCUCAAAUUGUCACAAGUGAUUCUAUAACCUUGUUUCCUUUCUGUGAUGUGCAUAGUACAAGAGAAUGUAGAAGUUACACUUUUAUGAAUGGCAGAUGGUCAUAUAAACCUGAUGGUUAAUUUCUUCCUCAUGAUGCAAAUAGUUUUUCAUAUACAUGAGAGGACAUAGCACCUUUGACAGUUUUGCAUUUUUAUAUAUGAACAUAGCAUAAUUUGAAGACUAUACCAUAUAUAGGUAAUAAACUGGAAUUCUGGAUGAAUAUAGCUGCUACUGUAUACUAAUAUUUAAUAAGUUGACAAAUGGUCAUUGAUAACACUUGUUCAGCAUUGGAAUAAAAUUAUAGCCAAGGGGAAAUACUCUAAUAAUUGACUUUGAGAUCACAAGGAAAGGAUGACCUGAAAGUCAUUUGAACAUUAUAGGAAAAGAACAUGGGGAGGGUCAGGGGUGAGGGGUGGUUAAGCAUACAGAAGCAGGUUUUUAUUCUAUCAACCUGCCUCUUAGAACCAGAAUGCAGUGGCUUGCUGUUUAAGCUAAUGGGAUUUUCAUUUCACUGUCUCUAUAGCUAUAGCUUUAAAAUUCAACUUCUGUAACUGGCAUGGAAAGUUCAUUUGUAGUCUUUUCAAGCCUUUAGGGAUGGUAUGAUGUGUGUCAAACGACCUCAAAUGUGAAUGUCUUGAUUUUAUUUUUAGGACUUUAGCUACAGCAUUUCCUGUUCCCAAAGCUAAACACUGGAAUAACAACAUAGAGUUGUCACUUAAUUUAACAUAAGCAAUUGUUUUUAAUGAGUAGUUUGUCCUGGUGUUGUGUAUAUAUUUGAUUUCUAUGUAAUUUUACUUGAACAAAUGUAGAUAGUUUAUGUUUUCUUUGUUCAAAUUUGCAUGGCCUUGAAGUUGGCUGCAAUGUGUGUCUUACACGGAAAUACUUUCAAGCUAACCGUUCCUUAGGAAGAAAGUAACUAUAUGUUCCUGGGUCAAGGGAAGGAAUGCCAUACAUCCUCUUUUCAGAUCUGAAACACUCCAGCUUAGGACAGAGAAAACCAAGGAAUUAUUAGCACUUAAUCUUCUGUUUUCCAGUUUGCUUUCUCCUAAGGAAUGAUGGGUAGUCUAUGGUAGACAGUGGAGUUUUAUGACAUAACUGAAAACUGUUUCUAUCCCAAGAUCUAAAAGGUUGGCAGUUUAGCUGUUGUGCCAGUUCCUGAGUUAGCAUACAGACCGUAGAGCCACACUAGGGCCCUGUGCUUUCACAAGCAAAUCCCCUACCAAGGCACGUGUGCAAGUUAUCGUACACUUUUAAGUAAUCUAAGCUGACAAGUGAUUUUAGAGGUCAGUGAAGUCCUGCGGUUCUCUCCUUAUCAGCAAUGGAAGAGGGAUAAAAAUGUUUACGUUCCAAAAUUUCCUCAGCCCUAGUGACAUGAAUGUGUUGAUACUCAACACAGUCCCUAAACAAAGUGAAAACUUAGUUGUUGCUGACUUCCUUUAAAAAAAAAAAAAAGUCUUGCUGAACACUCAGUUGUCCAACUGCUCUGGCCAGUUCCAUUUUAUGUCCUUUGUGGUUCUGAUUGGAGACCCCAGUGUGGGGGAGGUCUUACCCACUUACAGGAAUGAGAUCAAUAGCUAAUAAAAUGCACGUUAGUUCAAAUAAGGAAAUACCUUUGGUAAAUUUUCAUAAGUCAGAACAAAUGAAAAAUCGUAUUUAGGCUAAUCCAGAUUUGCUUUAUAUGGAGAGUAUGGAUUUUUUCCUUUUCUCAUGGCCUAAGGAAUAAGUAUUGAUAAGGAAUAAUUUGAAUGUAAUUUUGUGAAUGUGUAUGGAAAAUAUAAACCAGGGAUUUAGCCUUAAAAAAAGGUAACCUUUUUGACAUCUAUUGUUAAUCCUCCUUUGUACUCCUAUCUUGUAUCUGCACUCUUGAGUUGUCAUACUGCACACUGUAUUGUAAAAACGAAGUAAAAGUAUAUUUCAAAUAAAAUCACUUGAGUAUGUUCGGUGUUUA
Nyctereutes procyonoides (raccoon dog) is the source of this 5187-nucleotide messenger RNA. It is a transcript of the gene PALS1, whose product is annotated as protein associated with LIN7 1, MAGUK p55 family member. Gene Ontology annotation, molecular function: protein binding. Gene Ontology annotation, biological process: establishment or maintenance of epithelial cell apical/basal polarity; generation of neurons; establishment or maintenance of polarity of embryonic epithelium. Lineage: Eukaryota; Metazoa; Chordata; Mammalia; Carnivora; Canidae. Gene Ontology annotation, cellular component: adherens junction; plasma membrane. The transcript is spliced from 16 exons. The record is from RefSeq and is a predicted model, not a curated record. Bases 469 to 2496 code for a protein of 675 amino acids.